AUGAGUCUAGAGAAUGCAGAAGGAUUGAUUUCGAAAACAGAAACGUCUACAGAAAAUCUUGAAUUAGCUACAAUCCCGCAAUCUAUCAGAAGCAGACGAAACAGAGCGCAUAGAUGGGAUUACAACACUAGAGGUGACAACACCGAUCAUCAAACCCACGAUCACGAUGAAGACAUAAAUGACGACGAGCACGAUCAGACAAAAGCGAUGGAUCGACCUAAGACUGAUUACUGGGUCGGUUAUUAUGAUUUUUUGAUAAACGAAGGAAGCUACAAAUUCUGGGCCGUCUUUCAGCUCGCGACUGCAGCUCUUUUGGUCUACAGUGCUUUCGCAGCUCUCUAUUAUGCCAAAGUGAAUCCACAGACCACGGACGAUUAUUUCGAUGAUAUAUUCCGCCGACGACGAAGAAGACGCCGCUCCCUUCCGCUCGAGGCCCGAGACAGACCCUUCGCCGGACUCGACACCGUCACGUUCCAAAGGAUAAUUGAGGCCGUCGAACGAGCACGUUGA
Messenger RNA from Cyphomyrmex costatus, 510 nucleotides. RefSeq lists its product as uncharacterized. The record is from RefSeq and is a predicted model, not a curated record. The transcript is spliced from 3 exons. The coding region runs from base 1 to 510 and encodes 169 amino acids. Lineage: Eukaryota; Metazoa; Arthropoda; Insecta; Hymenoptera; Formicidae.